Molecule: messenger RNA, 1839 nt
Organism: Thamnophis elegans (Western terrestrial garter snake)
Lineage: Eukaryota; Metazoa; Chordata; Lepidosauria; Squamata; Natricidae
Gene: BCAS1
Product: breast carcinoma amplified sequence 1
Biological process (GO): myelination
Source: RefSeq, a predicted model, not a curated record
AUGGGAAAUGCACAGUCCAUUCCAAAAGACCCCGAAGACCAAGAUCCUGCUACUAAAGCAGUAUAUUCACAGAUUUCCUCUGAACCUCCUGAAAGCCUUAAGAAUGGACCUGUUAGCAUCCAACCGGUACAGACGGAGCUUUCUGCAAACAGUGACACAGUGGAUGCAAGAGUGAGUGUUGGCCUGGACAAUGCAGCUGUUUCUUCCCAGAAAACAAUGGAGAUCAGCUCCAACUCCGAGGCCAGUGGAAAUAAUCUCGGGAAAGAAGCCAAACCUCUUCCACCAGCUGCCAAAUCUCGUUUUGCCUUUGCAUUUUCACGGUCUGUACCAGGACGUACUGAAGCGCAGGCGACAAAUUCAUCCCUUGGAUCAGCUCAACUUGAUGUCAGCUCAGAGGCGGCUCAGGCAAACAAAGCGUUGAGUGAAAACGGGGAGCUUUCGGUCGCAGCUGCCACAGAGAAAGCUUCUGAUAAAAACCUAAGUGAAGCAUCUCCUAGUGAAAUUGAACUCUCAGCACCAGCUAAAGAGGAGGAUGUCCCUUUACCGAAAUCCAAAGAGUUAACCUUUUUGGACAAGCUCUUCAAAUUGGAAAAAGGAAGACCUAAGAGCAGGCAAGAGGAGCAAAAUCAACAGGAGGUGACUGACAGCUGUCCAGGUGUAGGCAUCUCCUUGGAAGAACCUGCAGGAUUAAAGAGCACCCCUGAUCAUGAAUCGCAGGGAAAGGAUUUAAUAGAUGAACACAACCAAACCACUCUGCCACAGGAUAUAGCAGUUUCCAAUUGCUUGGCCUCUGAGGAUCUUGCCCAAGAAGAGAGGAAGACAGACAACACUAACACAGCAACUAGGACAGAUAAUAACAUCAUGAGCUUCUUCAAAACGCUGGUUUCACCAAGCAAAGCUGAUUCCAAGUGUGAUACUGAGGAUAAAGGAUCUCAAACAGGCCAUGGUGGGCAGCUUGCUGAGAAGACGGCGACUGAUUCCCUUGUCAAAAGCACCAAGAAAAAGAAGCCAGACAGCCCCCGAUUAGGACAUAGUACAUUUAGCAAACUGUUUAGACAUAAGGCAAAAAAAGAUGUUCCACAGACAGCAAAUACCAAGCCAACCGAACAGCCUGUCCCCGUUGUCCCUGUUACAAAACCGGAAACAAAUGUGCCUCCAGCUCAGGAAAGUCCAGCAGUGAAGCCAAUUGUGAAACCUCCAGAAGCUCCAGUACAACCACCACCCCCAGCAGUUGUGGUUGUCACCAAUGAAGCUCCCAAGGAGAUGACCAAGGAAAGAUCUUCUUCUACACCCACACCCCUAAGUAAAUUCUUUUGGAAAAAGACUCCCACAGAUGACAUAGAGGUGAUAAACACUGAGAGAAUUGAAGCAUCUCCGGAAAUCCCAGUGAAAGAUGAAAGAAGGAGCCAGGAAGUUGCAGAAACCAAGUCUAAAGCAGAGGAGAGAUCUACCAAAACAAAUUUCAGAAAAUUCUUUAAACUGACCCUGGACUUCACAGACAGACCUUUGACCCAGGCCGAGGCUCAAGACCUGCAAGCAAAGGGAGCCGCAAGAAUUCAACGGAGAACCUAACAAGCUGCAAGAGAUGCCCCAGAAAACCAGGAUCCACAAGAAUCCAGACAAGAAGAAGCAGCCAAGACAGACUCCCUUCAGAAUGGAGAGGAUGCAGCACAGCAAAGCCUCAAGAGAAUGGAGAAGCGGCAGACCCUCGGAGAGUUUUUCAAGGGCCUUGUUUUUCUCACAUGGAAUUUGCCUCAUAUGGCAAGUCCCAAACGGAUGUCAGAUGCUGGGGUACAAACAGAUCCCGUGUCUAUUGUGUCUAUCGUGAAUCCCCAAUAA